AUGCUUUUUCUGUGGCUCAUCGGCUGGCUUCCGUUAAUUGAGUCGGCCGCCAUAGUAGACACUUCGAUCGCAUGCGAUAAGGUGAGAUUCCCUUCCCGCGGCCUCCGUUCCCACGCUCUCCAGUAGCCUUGUGAUGCCUUCCUCUAGACACCUCAUGCCAUUUACCGAUUCCUUUUCUCAUUCAUAUCUAAUAAAUUGGUAGUAGGUUUCGUUGACAAUUGGCUUUAUGUACUCUUUGCGCAAUGCUUUUUUUUUGAACGAGGUCGCAGUAGUUUCUUCCGUCGGAUGAUCGGAUUUAGAAGCCAUCGAUGCGGAGAAUUAUUAAUACCAUAUAGUAAAACUAGAAAUUCACUAGGGUCAAAGUCAUAGCAACAGGAUUAAAACAGAUCUGAACAUAUUUUCCAGACUGACUUUCUUCUGAAGAUCAACUUCGAUGAAGUUUUUCGAGGAACUAUACAAAGUCGUUCAGGCGACCCAAAGUGUAUUUAUGCAAAUGGAACAAUUCAGCCGGAUACCAAGUAUCAGUUGAAGGUCGGUUAACGCAAAAAAGAGGCAAUAAUGGUUUGUGUGCUUAGAUUCCACUGAAAGGAUGCUCGACGAAGGAGAACGGAGAAGGGAAUCUCGAGAAUGAAAUAGAAGUUGUGAUGGCAAAUGAGUAAGGCACUGAAGGACUCUUCUCCUUUCCCUUUGAACUUUUCAGAUUCAGUGCAGAAACUGAUAAACGAUUUCUUCUGACGUGUAUUCCAGCUGCUCCAGUUCCCAAGUACGGUUUCUGAGUGUUUCCCCAUGACCUCCAUGCUUUCCAGAGAAUCGCAAGUGACAGUCUCCUUCGGAGGCAUCACCAUCAAUUCGGAAGCUACUACGGCCAGCUCUCUGCUCGACAACAAAGUGAGUUUCGGUUUUGAUUUCCGUUCCCAUUUGUUUCCCUCAGACUGUCGAUUAUCGGGUGCGUGUGCUGGACGGAGACAGUCUAAACGCAAAACAGUUGCAACGUCCGCUGGCAGUCGGAGACAAAGUGGUAAGCCACGGGAAGACGCGAAAAUCGAAAGUUCAGUGGAAGAGAUUUGCAGACGUAUACGGUGGAAAUGAAGGACGAUCAGAACGGAAGAAUCGGCAGGUGCUGGGCCAACGACGGCAUUUCGGAACUGCCGCUCUCCGACUCACAGGGAUGCUCUUUGCAGACUUCUGGAGAGGUAAUCUUUUUGAGACUUGUAGCAAUUCUGACUGUGAGAACGAAUUGUAUUUACUGUCUUUUAGGUGUGGGGUGACUUUGAAGUGACUCGAAAGGACGGCAAAACCGUCUUCUUCAACCACAUAAAGGCCUGGGCAUUCCCGACGAGGUAAGAGGCUUAGACCGUCCUACUUCAACUUACUCUCUUUGUUCUCAGCAACGAAGUGAACAUCUUCUGCAAUUUGCACGUGUGCGUCACCUGUUCGCAACCCUCUUGUCGUGGACGCGAACGACGCCAUCAGAUCCGUCCGUCCUCUUCGUUCUCCUCCUCUUCAGCCGUCGCCGAUCCCUUCUCGGCAUCCGUAGACGUCUCCGACAUCUCGCCUCCAAUCGCCGUUCGCACUUCUUUCCGUCUGAAACGGGAGAAUGUAGCCAGGAUGGAGACGCAGUCGGAUCCCUCCUCGUCUGCUUCCUCCUCCUCUUCUUCUUCUUCUUCUUCCGCUUCCACUCUGUUCUCUGCCAAUCACGUCUUCUUCGUGCCGCUUCUACUUCUUCUAAUCGCUGUUUCAGGUGUCGUCUAUUAA
This is a messenger RNA of Caenorhabditis sp. 36 PRJEB53466, 1755 nucleotides long. NCBI's taxonomy places the organism in Eukaryota, Metazoa, Nematoda, Chromadorea, Rhabditida, Rhabditidae. The record is from the annotation of a GenBank genome assembly.